UUGCAAAGGCGGCAGCCCAGACGCAAGCCAUGGCGCGGAUCCGCAACACCGCCUCGGUGCUCCUCCUCGUGGCCGCUGCAGCAGCGACGGCCCGAGCGACGGAGAUCACGUUCGACUUCGAGGCCGACUUGGACGGAUGGGCGUCGCUGCGGAGGAGUUGGCACUGGUCGGACCGCGACGGCCUGAGCUCGUCCCUGCCCGCGGAUUGGCGCGACGGCUUUGCGGUCCUGGACCAGGCCUCCAGUGACGAACUGCACUCGCCUCAGAUCCUCAUGCCUGAAGGAGGCAGCGUUAGCAUGACCUUUUACUUGCGGUCGAAGCACGUGGGGUCGAAUACCCUGACGGUCUCCUACUUUGUGGAAGAUGAAAGCUUCCCGCUGCUCGACCUCGGGGACUACUCGCUCCCGAACACCACGGACUGGGUCUCCGUUUCCGCUGACAUACCGCCCACUCCGGCUCCUCUGUCGCUGGAGGUAUUCUGUUUCAAUGGCUAUGAUACGGUGCCUGGAGAAGAUCUUCUUGGCUGUGCUUUGGACCAGAUUGUUGUUCAUAUAAACUGCGAUCAAACGGUGAGUCCGACUGAGGAACCAACAACACCAGGGACGGAAGCGCCAACUGAAGCCACAACCGAGCCGGUAACAGAUACUCCAACAGAGCCAGAGACUGAAGCACCAACAGAAGGUCCAACAGAGCCAGAGACUGAAGCACCAACAGAAGGUCCAACAGAGCCAGAGACUGAAGCACCAACUGAAGGUCCAACAGAACCAGAGACUGAAGCACCAACAGAAGGUCCAACAGAGCCAGAGACUGAAGCACCAACAGAAGGUCCAACAGAGCCAGAAACUGAAGCACCAACAGAGCCAGAAACUGAAGCACCAACAGAAGGCCCAACAGAACCAGAAACAGAUGCUCCAACAGAACCAGAGACUGAAGCACCAACGGAGCCAGAAACUGAAGCACCAACUGAAGAGCCAACAGCACCGCCGAGCACAACAGAGACCCCGGAUGGCCCCCUCGUCUACGCGUUCAACACCGGCGCUGCUGGCUGGACCCUCAGUCACUUGAACGGAGCCACGUGGACCCGCAGGGAGUUUGAUAGCAACGGGCGCCCUGUGAAUGACCCCCCUAAUGGCCCGUGGGUUUUGGAAAUCCAACCUAACGAGGUCCUGGCAGGUACCGUCGUUGCCCAGAGCCCCUUGCUUGAAGCAGUCGACACCACGAUGACCAUGGCUGUCACCUUUUGGAUGGACGGCGCUGAAGACUUCCAGGCUGAGCUGAAAGUCCGACGAAAGACAGACUUCAGCACCUUCGACGUGGACCCCAUCAUGAACCUGGACCCGUUCGGCGACCAGGAGAACCACCGCUGGAUCACGUACCUGGCGACCCUCGACGGCCUGACUCCUGGGCAGUCCUUCAACGUCAUUCUGGAGGGCUCCUUGGGCGGGCACCCCAACAACUCGGUGGCGGUGGACAUGGUGGAGAUCCGGGGCGUCCGGGAGGCCACCCUCGGCCACUCGUCCUUCUUCGACUUCGAGAACGGCCUCCGAGGCUGGUCGUCCGGCAACCUGGAGGGCGGGCGGUGGCUCCUGCAGGCCUGGAGCGAGCUGGACCCCUCGGUGGGCGUCCCGCGGCCCUCCGACGGGGAGAACUUCCUCCUCGUGGAGCGCUUCGACAUCCACUCGGGCGUGAUCACAGUGGAGUCCCCCGUGUUGACGCUGACCCCCGGCGCCAAGCAAACACUGGAGCUCAAAUUCUGGACUCGUGGGUCAGUGGUGUACCCUGCUACGCUGAGGAUUCGCAAGAAGACUCCAGACGGCCGCUACGACGCCCUGCCCUUCCUCAACCUCCGUAACUACGGGGACAUAGACAACACCCACUGGAUCAGCUUCAGCCGCCAGUACCUCAUUCCCGGGGACACCGACGAAGCGUCCUAUCAGCUGGUGAUCGAGGCCGACUUGGGAAGCGACCUGGACAACCUGAUAGCUCUGGACGACCUCAAGAUAACGACCGAGCUCGCGGCCCCCGCAGGAAGGUCGUAAGAGGGUCGUGAGCAUGAAGGCGAAGGAGAGGUCGUCUUCUUUGCACUUUCUCUUGUUUGGGAUGAAAUAAAGGAUUCUUAUUUUUGUACAGGGUUCUUACA
Molecule: messenger RNA, 2140 nt
Organism: Penaeus monodon (black tiger shrimp)
Lineage: Eukaryota; Metazoa; Arthropoda; Malacostraca; Decapoda; Penaeidae
Exons: 9
Coding region: 30-2039 (669 amino acids)
Cellular component (GO): membrane
Source: RefSeq, a predicted model, not a curated record